Messenger RNA from Cinclus cinclus, 752 nucleotides. It is a transcript of the gene ATP5PD, whose product is annotated as ATP synthase peripheral stalk subunit d. Gene Ontology annotation, molecular function: proton transmembrane transporter activity. Lineage: Eukaryota; Metazoa; Chordata; Aves; Passeriformes; Cinclidae. The record is from RefSeq and is a predicted model, not a curated record. Gene Ontology annotation, biological process: proton motive force-driven ATP synthesis. The coding region runs from base 136 to 621 and encodes 161 amino acids. The transcript is spliced from 6 exons.
CUCUUCCGGCCCGCGCCGCUUCCGGGGAUGACGACUUCCGGUGAAGCCGCGUUCUCAUUGGGCUAUGGGAGCCGAGGGGGCGCUACUUCCGGCGGUGGGGACUGCAGUGUCGGUCAGUGAAGGCCAGGCGGCGCCAUGGCGGGACGCAAAGCUGCCCUUAAGGCCGUGGACUGGGCGGCCUUCGCUGAGCGAGUGCCCCCGAACCAGCGAGCCAUGUUCAACGCGUUGAAGACCCGCAACGAUGCGCUGACAGCCCGGUUGGCUGCACUGCCAGAGAAGCCACCGACCAUUGACUGGGCUUUCUACAAAGCUCAUGUUGCCAAAGCUGGAAUGGUGGAUGAGUUCCAGAAGAAGUUCAGUGCACUAAAGGUUCCUGAGCCAGUGGAUACACAAACUGCCAAGAUUGAUGCCCAGGAGAAGGAAGCUGCCAAGAGCACUGCUGAGUACAUCCAGGCUUCCAAAGCCCGCAUCGCCCAGUACGAGCAGCAGCUCCAGAAGCUCAAGAACAUGAUUCCCUUUGAACAGAUGACAUUUGAAGACUUGAUUGAUGCCUUCCCUGAAACCAAACUGAACAAGGAGAAAUAUCCAUACUGGCCCCACAAGCCAAUUGCUGAUCUGUAAACUGGUCAGGGAGCAGUUUAAUGACUGUCAGACUCCAUGAUCUUAUAAAUAAAGAGCUUUCUCUGUCCGUGGCUUACAUCUGAGACAUGAGUUCUGAGUAACACGGAACAAUACAGUAACUUGCAAACAUU